Messenger RNA from Pimephales promelas (fathead minnow), 1695 nucleotides. NCBI's taxonomy places the organism in Eukaryota, Metazoa, Chordata, Actinopteri, Cypriniformes, Leuciscidae. The record is from RefSeq and is a predicted model, not a curated record.
CACACACCACCUGAACAUUUUGCGUUGCUGAAUCAUGUUAAACUGCUGAGGAAUGUGAGCGCGCGCCGUGCGCGGGAGUUUCACUGUUACUUUGUAGCGACUCCUGAGAGAAACUCUGAUCUGUUACAUUCCGGCCAAUGAGGGGUCAUGAGCUCUCACGCACGACCUCCCCGUGACCCUGCAGAAGAUGCUCCGGUCCCGCCGUCCACGAUCCUCCUCCUGCUCCAGGAGGCCUCGUACCUCGACCCGCCCGCGGGCGAUGGGAUCAGCAGUUCGGGAGAGAGUCCGGACGCCAGCUCCGGCCCGAAAGAACCCGGGGACUCCGAGUUCAUGGGCUCUUUCUCUAUAGUGCGCGAGUCUGACGGCAGCAGCGCAUGGGAAGUGAUGCGUCUGAUCAACCAGCAGUGCGAGCGGCUCCUGCAGUCCGAAGGCCCGGUGGAUCUCGACCCGUCAGACGCCGUUAUAGAGUCCAAACCUCCCGAGUGUCCGGCUGUGUCCGCCGGCAGCAACGCGUGUUUCUCAGUCUACAGCUCCGAGCCCGCGACGCAUGUGGAGGAAACUAAAAGCGGCGAAGAUCUCGCUGAGCUUAUAAAGACUAGCAUGAGUGACGUCAGUGUAAAGUGUUUGAUGGAAAACAUGGAUGUCGAGUCCAGAGACGAGGGCUUUUCGGAUCGGGGAGAAUCUGUUGUCCGGUUCACAGGAAGUGAUUCUCCUCUUGACUUCACUUCCUGUUUAGUGUCUGAUGCUGAGAGUGCUUGGCUCCCUCUGAACGCCUCUUCUUUUGACCUCAACAAUAAUCUCCGGGGUCCGGAUAAAGAGAUCCACGGCACGCAGGAGGUUCAGACGGCAUCAUGGGACGGUCACAGACGCACGCGGAGGAAACAGCCUCGACCCGCCCGUAGCCCCGACCCGCAGGACCCGGAUGUGCAGGGGGUCACGUUCAGCAUGUGUCCCGAGCUGGACAUCGACACGGAUCAGAGCAGACUCAUCAUCACCUCCAACUACAGCGAGGAGAUCAGACGCUUGAGACGGAGCCGGAGCAGCCGCUGCCGAUCUCUACACACCGGCCAGAGGAGCAGCUCCGAAGAGGAGAGCGACUCCUGCCAGUCCAGGAGUAAGGUGUGUGCGUCGUGCUGUACGAGGAAGACUCCUCUCUGGAGAGACGCUGAAGACGGGACGCCCCUCUGUAACGCCUGUGGGAUCCGAUAUAAGAAGUAUCGCGUGCGCUGUCAGCAGUGCUGGAACAUCCCCAAGAAGGAGGCGAACACCUCGCAGUGUCAGAAGUGUGGAGACGUCCUGAAGCUGAAGGGCUGGUUUACCACAGUCUGGCCGGAUGAAGGACCUGCGCUUGGACGCGACGACACCGCAGUCCUGAUGUGUCCACUAGUCUCUCCCCUGUGAAGGCCUUCCAGACGAGUAGUUUGUUGAGGUCAGUUUGUAGACAAAGUAAACACGUAAAACGCUAGUGCAUGCCGUCAGCGUUUUCACAGGUUCACGUUUUUGAAGUUUGCGCGGAUUUCAAGCCUUGCGUUCUCGAGCCCCAAACGCUGUUGUGUAAAUGAGCGGCCGGAGUGCAUUAAGGGUUUUCUGUUGGAGCGGUGUUGUGUUAGCAGCCCCUAAGUUAAUAAUUAAUGAUCUUUGCAACGGAAGUGAAUCAAUCAAAACUAACUUUAUCUGGACAAUAACUUUAUUCUA